GGCAGCGUUUAGAAAAGGCUUCUCGGCGUUGGACAUACCGAUGCCAUUGCGGUAUCGCGAUCACGGAUCGGGUGAUGCGUUCGCGGGCUCCGUCGUGCGAUUCCUGAGCUGACGAACAUAGUGUUUGUCUUUAAAAUUCCCGUUCAAAGUUAUCAGGAGGAACCAGACGAAAAAGAGGAGACCAGGAGCAAUCGGCGGAAUGGAGAAGCAGCAUCACCUUGACUCAACCAGGCUCGCUUGAAAGCUCAUCCUGAAUACCGGUGAUACCACAAAGCAUGGGUUCGGAAGCGUGGGAGCUGGAACGGAGGUACUCAGUGCCUGGGGCAUUGGAUACCAGAGGCCUGGAGCCUCCAGCUAGCGAGGAUCUUCACGCCUGGUCUAUCUACAGGCAAAACUUGAACUCCGAUUUCACCGAUUCGGCACUUGGAUCAGCUGAAAAGUCUCCUCUUCCCUAUGGGAACUUCCAAUUAAGAGAUUCCACAGUGCAGAGUAUUCUCAGACACCCUAGAUACGGUCCAAAGAGUCCUCUGGCCAGCAAUUCGUACACAUAUCUAAAGUUUGGUCUGCCAAGGGUUCUGCCUCCUAGUUCCAGGAACAGAGAUGGAUCUAGCGGUUACGAUUCCAGCGAAGAAGGUCGUAGGGUGUCUCACGCGGGAACUUCCGCACACGGGACCUCCGCUAUGAGAUCUGCCAGGAGCGACCCCGAUUUCAGACACGUUCACAUUGUUCCUAGGGAACAUGCACACUCUCAAUUGACGGUUUCAAGGGAGAAUCCUAGGUUAAGGAGUGUCAGUGAAGCGAAUCUUCUUCAUGGAGGUGUUCGAAUGAAUAGGAGGCACAGUAUUGCGCCUAUAGAUCCAGGGUAUGGUGUCCACGAGUCCAGAGGACAUGGAAUCUUGGGUCCAGAGAGUUAUACAUUACCUCUGAGGCCUGUACCAUGUCUUCAACAUCCUCAUCUUCAGUUACGAGGAGUAGAGGCUUCAGGAUCCGAUGGUUUGCCUCUUUUACGAGGAAUCACUUUGGAGGUAGGAGCUACUGAGGUGUUGGCCAUUAUGGCUACUACGGAGAAAGAAGGAAAACAAAUCGUGGAAACUGUCGCCGGAAGGAAGAGAAUUAAGAGAGGAGAUAUUUUGCUCAAUGGAAGAUCCGUGUCCUAUAGAACCUUAAGGUCUCGAGUUGCUUAUUUGUCCACGGAAAAUAGUCUAAGCCCAGGUCUAACUGCUCAGCAGACGCUAAGCUUUUAUAUGCUUCUUAGAGGAGGUCCAAAUACUUCCAAACUGGAAGCCGAAGCCAUCCUCCAGGAACUCGGUUUAGAGGCGACCAAACAUUGUCUCGUGAACUCGUUGACGACCUCCGAAGCAAAAAGACUGGCCCUCGCGUGUCGUUUGUUACAAGACUCGCAUAUUCUUGCGUUGGACAGGCCAACGCAUGGUUUGGAUAUUUUCGACGCCUUCUUCAUGGUAGAAUACUUGAGACAGUGGGCUGGAAGAGGACAAAGAUUAGUAGUAUUGACGUUGCACCCGCCUACUUAUGAGAUACUGACAAUGGUCUCGAGGGUUGCGCUUACUUCCGGCGGAAGAAUCAUGUACUCCGGUCCCAGGAGGGAUAUGUUGCCAUAUUUCGCCCUUGCAGAGUUCCCGUGUCCUCCAUUUAAGAAUCCUUCUGACUACUAUCUUGAUUUAGUUACACUGGAUGAUCUGUCUGCGGAAGCCAUGUUGGAAUCCUCUCAAAGGAUAGACCACCUGGCCGAGCUUGCAAGGACUAGACUGCCAGGAUUAAGUGAUCCUGGACCACCUGGAGCACUUCCUCCUUCCAUUUCCAGUCCCAAUGUAUUUUCACAGAUUUAUGCGUUGCUUCUGAGGACUCUAAUCUACAGUCAACCAUGGACACUGACUAGAUUACUCAGGAAAAUCGUCAUCUCUGCCUCUUUGAGUAUUUUACUUGGUGCAAUAUUCUGGGAUGUAUCUGGCGACUCAAAUUUAUAUCUCAGAGACCGAGUUGGGUUUCACUAUGCCAGCUUGGGAAUUUUCUUCUGGCCAUUAACCUUAAUAGCCAUCUGCGAAGUAGCUGACUGCAGGUCGAACGUGGAAAGAGAUAUCAAGGAUGGUUUAUAUGGAAGAUUUGUGUAUAUUUUAAUGGAGCUCCUCUGUGGAGUAGUGUCCUGGUGCGUAGUCUACCUGAUCUACUUAGCACCAGGCUACGCCAUGUCCGGACUUCACCUGGUCCCGGAUGACAAUCUGACUUCCUUAUGGAAUUAUCUCGGAAUCGGUUUACUGUAUUUAAUACUGCAACAUUUAAUCUGUAUAUUAUUUGCUCACACUUGCAAGUGGACGUACUUGGCUUCCUUGUUUGCUGGAAUUGUGAUUGGAGAGAUGACAUUAGCUGGAGGAGUGACCUUGCAUUUGGAGAACUUGCCAGGCUGGUAUCAAAAGAUCAGUCCAAUGCAGUGGUCUCUGUCCCUAUUGUUACCUCCGCUUCAUCAAACAGAAGUUAUGAAUAAAUUGACCAAUUGUAAGCCAAAACAAAUUCAGAGGCAGGAUAUCAUAGUUCAAGCUGCCUGUGAACCGCCCGAUGGUGCUCUGGCAUUAUACGAGAUUGCACUGCAUAAAUUCAAUGUAAGAGGAGAACUGUGGCUGGGAAUAGGAAUAACUAUCGUCAGUGUUUUAGUUAUACUAGUAUUCCUGUGCAUUCGAUAUACUACUCCCAAGAGACUUAGGAGUGCACCAAACAAGCCAUAAAGUGCAACUACUCAAUGACUGAAUAAAUAUCAUCAUUCUUACAUAAAUGUAUUUUAUUAAUAUUAACAAAUAGCAGAGUAUUCUUUUAACGUUGCGCUGCUAUCAGUACAAUAAUAGGUAUCAGUAAGGAAUAUAAUUAUUCACUUCAUCAUCAAAUACAUAUAUUUUAUACUAUGUCAUGCUCACAGGCUUUGAUCGUUGUCUAUAUUAUUGCGACUUUUUAAAACAAUAGGCUUUAGAAACUCGCAAAAUAGACUUGAGCCAGGAAAUUCGAAAGCCUAAUAAACCGAUACAUCUUGCAGUCUCUCCUCCAAAUGCUUUAAAAUAAUCUGUAUGUACUUCGUAACGCUAUAAUCAAAUCAACCGAGAAAAUCUUCAUAAAAUAAAAAAGAAAAAAUUAAUUAAAACUCUAGCCUGAUUUGAUUAAUUCCUAUUAUUU
Bombus impatiens (common eastern bumble bee) is the source of this 3177-nucleotide messenger RNA. Its product is annotated as ATP-binding cassette sub-family G member 5. Gene Ontology annotation, cellular component: plasma membrane. Bases 276 to 2738 code for a protein of 820 amino acids. The transcript is spliced from 7 exons. Gene Ontology annotation, molecular function: ATP hydrolysis activity; ATP binding; ABC-type transporter activity. The record is from RefSeq and is a predicted model, not a curated record. Lineage: Eukaryota; Metazoa; Arthropoda; Insecta; Hymenoptera; Apidae.